UGAAUGGCUCCGGGCCCUGGCCCUCGGCUCGUCUGAGGACCUGCCGCCCAGAGUGCGCUAUGCCGUCGGGAAGCGACCAGUCGCCGCCGCCCCCGCCGCCCCCGCCGCCCCCGCCGCCCGCGGCGGCCUCGGAGGAGGAGGAGGAGGGCGAAGGCGAGGCGGAGGACUCCGCGCAGGCGGCUCUGUCGCCGGUCGCUCAGACCCAGCUGCGGUUCGAGGAGCUGUGCGGCCGCCUCAACAUGGACGAGACGGCGCGGGCCGAGGCCUGGGAGAGCUACCGGCGCAUGAGCGAGAGCUACACGCUGGAGGGAAAUGAUCUUCAUUGGUUAGCAUGUGCCUUAUAUGUGGCUUGCAGAAAAUGUGUUCCAACUGUAAGCAAAGGAACAGUUGAAGGAAACUAUGUAUCUUUAACUAGAAUCCUGCGAUGUUCAGAGCAGAGCUUAAUUGAGUUUUUUAACAAGAUGAAGAAGUGGGAAGACAUGGCAAACCUACCCCCACAUUUCCGAGAACGUACUGAGAGAUUAGAAAGAAACUUCACUGUUUCUGCUGUAAUUUUUAAGAAAUACGAACCCAUUUUUCGGGACAUUUUUAAAUAUCCUCAAGAGGAGCAACCUCGUCAGCAAAGAGGAAGAAAACAGAGGCGACAGCCUUGUACUGUGUCUGAAGUUUUCCAGUUUUGUUGGGUGCUUUUUAUAUACGCAAAAGGUAAUUUCCCCAUGAUUAGUGAUGAUUUGGUCAAUUCCUAUCAUCUUCUGCUGUGUGCUUUGGACUUAGUUUAUGGAAAUGCCCUUCAGUGUCCCAACCGUAAGGAACUUGUGAACCCUAAUUUUAAAGGCUUCUCUGAAGAUUUUCAUGGUAAGGAUUCUAAACCUUCCUCAGACCCACCUUGUGUCAUUGAAAAACUGUGCUCCUUACAUGAUGGCCUAGUUUUGGAAGCAAAGGGAAUAAAGGAACAUUUCUGGAAGCCCUAUAUUAGGAAACUUUAUGAGAAAAAGCUCCUUAAGGGAAAAGAAGAAAAUCUUACUGGGUUUCUAGAGCCUGGGAACUUUGGAGACACUUUUAAAGCCAUCAGUAAGGCCUAUGAGGAGUAUGUCUUAUCUGUCGGAAAUUUAGACGAGCGGAUAUUUCUUGGAGAGGAUGCUGAGGAGGAAAUUGGGACUCUCUCGAGGUGUCUGAAUACUGCUUCAGGAACAGAGACUGCUGAGAGGGUGCAGGUGAAAAAUAUCUUGCAGCAGCACUUUGACAAGUCUAAAGCACUUAAGGUCUCCACACCACUUUCGGGGGUAAGGCCCAUUAAAGAGAGCAGCCCUUGUGUGACCCCAGUUUCCACAGCUACACAUAGCCUGAGUCGUCUUCACACCAUGCUAACAGGUCUCCGGAAUGUACCAAGUGAGAAACUGGAACGGAUUCUAAGGACAUGUUCCAGAGAUCCCACCCAGGCUAUUGCUAAUAGAUUGAAAGAAAUGUAUGAAAUAUAUUCUCAGCAUUUCCAGCCAGAUGAGGAUUUCAGUAAUUGUUCUAAAGAAAUUGCCAGCAGACAUUUCCGUUUUGCAGAGAUGCUUUACUAUAAAGUACUGGAAACUGUUAUUGAGCAGGAACAGAAAAGAUUGGGAGACACAGAUUUAUCUGUUAUUCUGGAGCAGGAUGCAUUCCAUAAAUCGCUCUUGGCCUGCUGCCUUGAAGUUGUCACUUUUUCUUAUAGGCCUCCAGGGAAUUUUCCAUUUAUUACUGAAAUAUUUGAUGUGCCACUUUAUCACUUUUAUAAGGUGAUAGAAGUAUUUGUUAGAGCAGAAGAGGGGCUUUGCAGAGAGGUGGUAAAACACCUGAAUCAGAUUGAAGAACAGAUCUUAGACCAUUUGGCAUGGAAACCAGGGUCCCCGCUGUGGGACAGAAUUAGAGACAAUGACAACAGAGUUCCUACAUGUGAAGAGGUUAUGCCACCUCAGAACCUGGAAAGAGCAGAUGAAGUUUGUGUUGCUGGCUCCCCUUUGACUCCCCGAAGAGUGAGUGAAAUUCGUGCUGAUGCUGGAGGACAUGGAAGAAGCAUGACCUCGCCAGCCACAUUAUAUGAUAGGUACAGCUCCCCUACAGCCAGCACUACCAGAAGGCGGCUAUUUGUUGAGAAUGAUAGCCCCUCUGAUGGAGGAACACCUGGGCGCAUUCCCCCACAGCCCUUAGUCAAUGCUGUCCCGGUGCAGAAUGUGUCUGGGGAGGCUGUUUCUGUCACACCAGUUCCUGGACAGACACUGGUCACCAUGGCAACAGCCACUGUCACAGCCAACAAUGGACAAACGGUGACCAUUCCUGUGCAAGGUAUUGCCAAUGAAAAUGGAGGGAUAACAUUCUUCCCAGUCCAAGUCAAUGUUGGGGGACAGGCCCAAGCUGUGACUGGCUCAAUCCAGCCCCUCAGUGCUCAGGCCCUGGCUGGGAGUCUGAGCUCUCAGCAGGGGACAGGAACAACCUUGCAGGUCCCAGGUCAGGUGGCCAUUCAACAGAUUUCCCCAGGUGGACAACAGCAGCAACAAGGCCAACCUUCAAACAGCAGCAGUAUUAGACCCAGGAAGACCAGCUCUUUAUCACUUUUCUUUAGAAAGGUCUACCACUUAGCAGGUGUCCGCCUUCGGGAUCUUUGUGCUAAAUUAGAUAUUUCCAAUGAACUGAGGAAAAAAAUCUGGACCUGCUUUGAAUUCUCCAUAAUUCAGUGUCCUGAACUUAUGAUGGACAGACAUCUGGACCAGCUGUUAAUGUGUGCCAUUUAUGUGAUGGCAAAGGUCACAAAAGAUGACCGGUCCUUCCAGCAUAUUAUGCGUUGUUACAGGACUCAGCCACAGGCCCGGAGUCAGGUGUACAGAAGUGUUCUGAUAAAAGGGAAAAGAAGGAGGAAUUCUGGAAGCAGUGAUAGCAGAAGCCAUCAGAAUUCUCCAACAGAAUUAAACAAAGACAGAACCAGCAGAGACUCCAGUCCUGUCAUGAGGUCAAGCAGCACCUUGCCAGUUCCACAGCCUAGCAGUGCCCCUCCCACGCCUACUCGGCUCACAGGUGCCAACAGUGACAUGGAAGAGGAGGAGAGGGGAGACCUCAUUCAGUUCUACAACAGCAUCUACAUAAAACAAAUUAAAACAUUUGCUAUUAAGUACUCACAGGCAAACACAACGGACGCCCCCCCGCUCUCGCCUUACCCCUGUAUAAGGACAGGCUCCCCCCGCCGGGUGCAGCUCUCUCAAAACCACCACAUCUACGUUUCCCCGCGUAAGAAUGAACCACUGCUUACUCCGCGAGAGAAGAUCUUCUACUACUUCAGCAACAGUCCCUCCAAGAGACUGAGAGAAAUUAACAGUAUGAUACGGACAGGGGAAACUCCAACCAAAAAGAGAGGGAUUCUUUUGGAAGAUGGAAGUGAAUCACCUGCAAAAAGAAUGUGCCCAGAAAACCAUUCUGCCUUAUUACGCCGCCUGCAAGAUGUAGCUAAUGAUCGAGGUUCCCACUGAGGUUAGUCUUUUGCAUUGGAACUGUCUUUUCACCAACUCUGGUUAGCAGCCUUUGAUGCACACUAGGGGCUCUCUUCCUUAACCCAGCCUAUCAACUAGUGCGUGUCAGAAGGAUGAAGAGAAGUUUCUGUGAGAUUUUGAACUUAUUCCUUCCAGUAUCCUCACAAUACUUUUAUUUAUCCCAACUGUCUUUUUGUCUACCAUUCAAUGCUUACCAUCAAGGCUGCUUAGAAUCCAAACCUGGAUUUUUAACUAUUGGGCAAAGCUUUCACAAAUAUUGCAAAGAACAAAGCAAGUUCAAAUAUGUGUAUUAGAAAUUUCUGUUGACAUGCUCCAACAGAGGAACUGUAUUUCAGAUUCAUUCCUACCUGUUUUGUGGUCACCUCUGGUCCUCAUGCAAAGCGAAAAACAAAAAACAAAAAAAACUAGGUAUUUUGUCCUCCAUCACUUUGUAGGAGUGUGAGAUUUUUUACAUUCCUGAAACAGAACAGGGGAGAACCCAGAUUCGGCAGUGCUUGGUCAUCAGCCCUCGUUCCCUGUGUCUAGUGCUCUCCCAGUAGGUGUGGUGCAGUGUGGAAAGUGCUUGGUUGUUUAGCUGUGCAAUGUGUGAGUGAACUUGUACACAAGUGGCACUUUAGGGCUGUAAAAAGCAUGAUUUUUUUUUAACUCAGAUUCUGCUGUAUAUUUGCCAUGGCACUUUCUACAAUGCAAAUUUUAUUAAGUACUGAACUUCUAGGCUAAAUAUCCAUUACCUUCUUUUAUCAUUUUCUACUUUUUAAGAAAACUGAAUGCUAAAGCCCCAGUAGCCGCCUUUUGGGCAUGUAAUUUUAAAUUCUCCAGUUUCUGUUGCUGUUAUAUAGGGAUCAGCUGGCUAAGAUUUUAAAUCAAGUUGAAUUAAGGGUAUUAAUGUGAAAAAUUAUGACUCUUCCUUUAGGAGGUAGUUAUCCAGAAGACCUGUCUAUUAAGGUGAUGUAUUUUAUGGUAUCUUUGGGUAUGUUCCUGGUAGUUUAAAAAGACUGGAGAAUUUAGGUUUUCAUUAGUACAUAGUACCGUUUAUACAAAUUAGAAAAUGUUAUUUAACAGCUAUUGAAUUAUCGAUCUAUACCUUUAUUAAUCAUUCCUAUUCCCGGCAGUUUUAAAGUUGAAUUAAUAAUCUUAUUAGGGAGAAAAUUCAAUUGUAAAUUGAAAUCAGUAUAAAGAGUUACUAGGUAACUUCAUAUUGCUCCAAAAGAAAUACGGACCUUCCACUGUUCAAUGAGAAUAGUGUUCUACAGAAAUAUUUAUAAAAGCUCUUAAGAUACUUACUGCUACUGUAAUUUUAUAUGAAAAUAAGUGUAUUUUUCAAUAAAGCCAUUUAUAAACUGA
This is a messenger RNA of Loxodonta africana (African savanna elephant), 4853 nucleotides long. It is a transcript of the gene RBL2, whose product is annotated as RB transcriptional corepressor like 2. The record is from RefSeq and is a predicted model, not a curated record. Bases 60 to 3488 code for a protein of 1142 amino acids. Lineage: Eukaryota; Metazoa; Chordata; Mammalia; Proboscidea; Elephantidae. Gene Ontology annotation, biological process: negative regulation of G1/S transition of mitotic cell cycle; regulation of transcription by RNA polymerase II; cell differentiation. Gene Ontology annotation, cellular component: nucleus; transcription regulator complex; chromatin. Gene Ontology annotation, molecular function: RNA polymerase II transcription regulatory region sequence-specific DNA binding. The transcript has 22 exons.